UUUUCCUAAACUCCGCCCUCCCCUCCCCGUGACUGGAGUUUAGUGUAGUGCGGGGAGGGAGGGGGGUGCCGGUAAACAACUGAAAGCAUGGCUGGAUUUCGUGCAUCUGAUGAACUAAUCAGCUGCCAUGGGUCUAGUGGGGACGGAUUCUAAGCUGAAAUAUGUGCAUUUAGUUUUGCUUCUAUUGGUAACUGGUGUAAUUAUUCUGGGACUGGUCUACUUGAAUGAAACAUCGCAACGAGUGCAACUGCAGCAAAAGGUUUUAUUUAUGGAAAAGCAAGCGCACCAUGUAGUAGCUGAGCGGUCUAUAAUACGAACAAGAGCAAAUAAUUUACAGGAGGUGAUAGAAAACCAGAAGAAUGAGAUAAAAAACAUGCAAGAAAUCUUUAAUACACAGUUAGAAGAACAAGAACAAAUAUUCUGGAUACAAAAGAAUGACCUUUUAAAAACGAUUUCGACUAAGGACGAAGUAAUCAUAAAUCUAAAACGUGAUUAUGAGCUUUUAAAGAAACAUUUUGACUCAUUGAAUUUACAAAUGGAGGAGUUUGAAAAGAAUCAAUCAAGACUAUUAGAAAAAUUUUCCACCCAGUCGACACAAUGUAUGAAGGUGAUCAAUUUGGUCAGUGAACUUUGUAAUGUAAAAAAUGGCAACAAAUCAAGAAAAGUGUCAGUAUCAAAUUCCACCAAUGGCAUUUUCUUAAAGAGGACUACAGUAGGAGAAGAAAUAAACAGAACUCAAGAGAUUUCCCUUAUAUCAAAUGCCAGUUCCACUAACAGCACGGAGAAGCCAAGCAAUCAUGAAGGCAGAACCACAAACAAACAUUUCACAGAAUUUUCAGGAGACAUAAACACUACAGCCUCCCUUGAAACAUUUGAAAACACCACCCAGAUGAUUUCAACAGAUAGAAAACAAAAUGAAGAAAGCAAUAUUAGUGCUGAAUUUGAAGAAAGGAUGAUUGAGGACAUCUUAGAAGGCAAUGCUAAAGAAAGCAAUGACACUGGCAAGCAGACACUGAGUGCAAAGCCUGUAUACAAAGGGGACAAGGACUAUCCUGACAGUUUAGAGGAUGAGGAGGAUAUUAUAACUCUCCAGCUACAGGAGAAAAAAAGUCAAGACAUUCAAAAGCAUGAAGCUCUUCAGACAAAAAAGAAGAAUGACUUUAUUGAUGAUCAGAAUGUUGCAUUAGACCACAGACACAACACAAAGGUACUGGAAAGGCAAGCAACUCAGAAAGAUGAGCAAAUGAUUCAAUUUUCAAACAACAUAAAAAAUGUAAAUCCUAAAAUAAAUGAGACUGACAACAUGAAUGAUACGGGGUCAAUGCAGGAUGCUGCUUCUCAAGAAUUAAGUGAUACCAAAGUAUUUGCCUUGAAAAAUGAAACUGCACAAGUAAAAGAAAAUGUAAAAGCAAUAAAUAAUAUUUAUGAUCUGGUUGAAUCCAUGGAAGAUGAGCACUCUGCAAGAUUAAACAGAUCUCUAUUUAUAAACAUUAAAAAAAAAUUAAAUACUAAAAAAAACAAGGCAGACAACAUGAAUGAUAUGGAGUCAAUGCAGGAUGCUGCUGCUCAAGAAUCAAUUGAAUACAAAGUAGUUGCCUUGAAAAAUGAAACUGCACAAGUAAAAGAGAAUGCAAAACCAUUAAACAAUCAUUAUGAUCUGCUUAAAUCCAUGCAAGAGGAGGACUCUGCAAAGUUAUAUAACUCGAAACAGACUGAUCAUCAAAUAAAUAUCACAGUCCCAAAUUUAGUUCCAGACCCAAUAACAAAUGGCAUUUCAGCAGAGGAAUCAGAUUUGGAUACAGACAACAUAGAUAAAAAUGAAAAGGAAAGUUACAGCACAAGAAGUAAUGAUGGGAAAAUCAUAAUAAAUAUUCCAAACAAUAAAGAAACAACAAAGGAACCAAUUGCAAAGAUAAAUAUCCCAGAGGCUAUUCACAAGAAAAACACCCUCACAUUUGGAGACAGAAAAAAUAAUAACUACAAAAACAAUAAGAUAAACCAGUUAUAGAAGAGUCAGUGAUCCUUUGCAAAGGGUCUGGAAUGUUAUAUAUACUGUAAUAAUUGUAAGGUUGCCAAAGUUCACUUGCAAUUACUCUAAAGGAGUAUUAAUUGUUAAUCCUUUAGUAUUGUUUAGACAGGCAAACAAUAAUCUGCAGGAAUUAGGGUUAUGUGUUAGAGAUGCUAAAUCCCUGCACUUUUUUAAGGAUUCAAAUUAAUUUGAAUUGUUCCGCCAACAUGAAUUCAUGUGUGUGACUUUACAGCUCUGGACAACUACAGUAAGCAUGACAUUUUUUUGUGCUUAUUCUUCUCAUCCCAGAAUAUGCAAAUUAGGGUUUUGAUUCAGAUGGAUCUUUUAUGGAGGAUUCGCUAUCCAAAAACAUCCAAAAAUUAUAGAUUUCGUGACACCCUUUAUAUUAUCUUUAGGGAUAUUUACAUAGGAGUAUGCAACAAUGAGAGCAAUGCAAAGCUGCAACUGUUUUUAAAUUGCACUUAUUUUCAGUCUGCAUCCAUCUUCAUGGAAGAUGAAGAAACUAUUUUGGGUUUUGAUAUUUCUAAUUAGAGGACAAAGAUUCAAUACAUAUAUGGUUUGAGCAGCACAUUAUUUAUUGGUUUACAUGUUAUCAUUGCUAAAAUAAUGGAUGUUAGGUGUAUUUUUUUGAUUCAUUAUGAUCGUAACAUAAAAUAUUUUUAUACUGAAUUAAGCUAAAUUUUUUUUAAAAAAAAAGUCGGAAACAGAAAAAUCCUUUGCAAUGCAAAAUUGUAUGCCUUUACUUUCCUUUGAGAAAAUUAAAUAUAGCCUUUAUGAACCUGGAAACUGUUUAGCGACCACUUCCAACAGUGGAAGAAAGAUUGAGAAUUUUAUAGUUUAGACCAGUACCCAAUGAAUGUAAUAAAACUUCAUACUAAAAGAGUUAUUAAGCUUGCUCCAAAAGCUCACUUCUUAAAAGUGUACAGUGCACAAUUAAACUUUAUAAUGCAAAAAUAGUCUAAGGAAGAAUAUAACAUUGUGAAAUUCAAUUUUUUUUCUUAUUUGUGCAAAUUGUUUUUCACUAUGUGACUUUUAUUACAUUUCCCCCUAAGGGGUUAUGGCAUCAAAUGGUCUUAAGUUGCAGGUAGCAUUUGCUGGGCAGCAGUUUGACAUCAUCUUGUUGCUAUAGGUGUGGGCAAACAUAUAUUAAAUUACCCCAAAAGUAUUAACUUGCUGAAGGCGUUUCGAGAAGGAGUUUAUAAUUAAGCCUUAAGGAUCAAAACAUCAUCAAUUUAGUUCGAUAAUAAUGGGCAAGAACAUGUCAAGAAUUUUAAAAAUUAGGUCACAGAACAUAUUAUGCCUUGCAUAUAUUCAUGACUUUAGAUAUUGAACUGUGAGGCCUCUAGUACAAAAAAAAGAAAAAAUAGUACAGGUACAAAAGAAGAUAAAAAACAGCAUGAAAUAUUAUUUCUGACAUCCCGUUAUUUCUCAAUAAUUCAAGUCCUCCCUCUGCAUUGUUUGGAUAUGUAUCUUAAGUCCUGAUAAAAAUUGAACAACAGUCAACUGAUUUUGACUGAUCUAUCAAAAUACACAAUUUUAAAUUUCACCAGCCUAAUAAAGUUUAAAUUAGCAAGUUUUUAAAUUAGCAAGUUUUUAUAUUACAUUAUAAAGUCCUCCUCAAUUAACAUCUUGUGUUGCUAAAUGUGUAACAUGGAGUUCAACUUUUUCAUAUAAUACACAAAGGCAGUCAGGCUUCAUUUGAAAGAAGAAGAAAUUGAAAAAAAAUUGCAUUUAAAUAUGGCAAACCCCAGCCAUUUUCUAGGGAAGAUGCUUUUAUAAACAUGACAACCUCAUGAGUGUUAAUGUUAUACCCAGUAACAUCAUGAUAUGAAGGUGAACCCCUUCCUUGUCAGCACAAAGAGUGCAUAGCCACAGAUGUGGAAUUAAACGGGUGCUAACAAAUCA
Xenopus laevis (African clawed frog) is the source of this 3934-nucleotide messenger RNA. Its product is annotated as interaptin. The transcript has 7 exons. NCBI's taxonomy places the organism in Eukaryota, Metazoa, Chordata, Amphibia, Anura, Pipidae. The record is from RefSeq and is a predicted model, not a curated record. Bases 128 to 2008 code for a protein of 626 amino acids.